Messenger RNA from Henningerozyma blattae CBS 6284, 642 nucleotides. RefSeq names its product phosphatidylinositol N-acetylglucosaminyltransferase GPI15 (gene GPI15). Lineage: Eukaryota; Fungi; Ascomycota; Saccharomycetes; Saccharomycetales; Saccharomycetaceae. The record is from RefSeq and is a predicted model, not a curated record. Bases 1 to 642 code for a protein of 213 amino acids. Gene Ontology annotation, biological process: GPI anchor biosynthetic process. Gene Ontology annotation, cellular component: glycosylphosphatidylinositol-N-acetylglucosaminyltransferase (GPI-GnT) complex. The transcript has a single exon.
AUGAGGAAUAUUAAGACUAAUGCUUUGAUAAGAGAUGCUAUUACGAAAGAGAAAUAUCAAUUGCUCAUCAAGAGAACAAAAGAUGGGAAGUAUAUGAAAUGUACCGCCAUACCGGCCCAUUAUAGCAUGCUGAAAUAUAUCAAACUAUUGAUAAUUUGCUUGGCUAUUGCUCUAGUAAGAUAUUUAAUGUUUGCGAUGUUUAGCGAAGAUUACAUCUCAUUAAAGAUACCUCUUCUUCCGAUUUUACUUUUUAUCUUUAGUCUAUUUAUUAUAAGGAGUCCUUCAAUUUCUUCUAUUACAAUAAUUCAUGGUUAUGGUAUACAAAUUUCGACUACGUGUGGUUUAUUAAUUUUUCCAGAUGUCUGGAACCAUAAGUUGUUUCAACAAAGUGAUUUUAUUCCAAGAGAUGUUAUUGUUGAUAUUGUUAUAAAUGAAGGGUUUAAUAGAAGCUUUCAAGUCAUAUUUUAUUUAGCAAUUAUCACCAAGAACAAUGGAAAAUUGACGCUAUUAUUCCCUCUAUCGAUGAAUAUUCGACUAGAUGACCAGCGCAUGCUAUAUAAUUUGUCAAGAAAGACACUUUUUGACCCUCAUGAUGGUCUAUUUUCCCUGGCAAAUUAUCAAAGGGACCGUUUUUCUUCCUAA